AUGAAAAGACGGUGCAUCCCAUGCAUAUACAAUGUGUACAGUAUCAAAUCGUUCCUUCCCAGCGUGUUAUAUUUUGUCUGCUCGUGUACCCCUCGCUGUGAAAGUACAACCAACUUUUGCACUGCGCUUUUAAGAACGUCCAUACAGGAAUGUAAUGGAGGGUUCAAAAUGAGACGUAAUGAAAAUACCUGCCCUGAUGGAGGGCUCCCUAAUGUUCUGCCUCAAAAGGGACUAAGCGCGUUAUUGACCUGCUACCAAAUGAGGAAAAAAAGAGAGAAUAGAAAGUUUCGCUUUAUGGGUGGCACCGGUUUUUUGUUGGUAUAA
Molecule: messenger RNA, 324 nt
Organism: Plasmodium fragile
Lineage: Eukaryota; Apicomplexa; Aconoidasida; Haemosporida; Plasmodiidae
Exons: 1
Coding region: 1-324 (107 amino acids)
Source: RefSeq, a predicted model, not a curated record